Molecule: messenger RNA, 201 nt
Organism: Didymella exigua CBS 183.55
Lineage: Eukaryota; Fungi; Ascomycota; Dothideomycetes; Pleosporales; Didymellaceae
Exons: 1
Molecular function (GO): protein binding
Source: RefSeq, a predicted model, not a curated record
GCAUUCGCCUCUUUGCGCGAAAGACAAGGCCGUGUAGAUGACGCUAGGCGCUGGUACUCGCAAGCCCUUCUCGGCUAUCAGAAGACGUUUGGGCCAGACCACUACAAGUGCGAGUCGUUGCGCAACAAUAUUGCGUCGCUGGUGCCUGGAGAGGCACGGAGCAAUAGUACGUUUCUGCGCCUGAAUUGCUGUUUCUAUUGA